Messenger RNA from Poecilia latipinna (sailfin molly), 945 nucleotides. Its product is annotated as protein disulfide-isomerase-like. Gene Ontology annotation, biological process: protein folding; response to endoplasmic reticulum stress. NCBI's taxonomy places the organism in Eukaryota, Metazoa, Chordata, Actinopteri, Cyprinodontiformes, Poeciliidae. The transcript is spliced from 6 exons. Gene Ontology annotation, cellular component: endoplasmic reticulum. The annotation marks the transcript as partial. The record is from RefSeq and is a predicted model, not a curated record.
ACUGUCUCACUUCCUUGCGAAAAACGUCCUGUGUCCAGCUUAUCAAACUGUUGCUAGUCGGUCAUGAAGAAGCUGGGGUUGCUGCUGCUUGGAGCAAUGUUCUGUCUGUGUGUGUCCGCUGCAGCGGACGCACAACUUGACCUGCAGGGAGACACAACGAUACCAGAGAAGGAAGGCAUUUUACAACUUGAAAAGGGGAACUUCAAAAGGGCUUUGAGAAAACACAAGCAGCUGUUGGUGCACUUCUACACUCCGCUGACAUCAGAAGGUCAUCGUGUUGCAGCUGCAUUCAAAGCUGCUGCCGCAGAGCUUCAGGGGUCAGAGGUCAAGCCGGCAGUCAUUGAUGUGACAACGGAAAAAGAGUUGGCGAAAAAGCUCCAUGGGAGCGGACAGCCCAGCAUCAGACUCUAUCUCUCUGGAGAUGUAACCAACCCGGCUCUCUGCCCUGUUCCUCAGAGUUCAGCUUCCAUCUUGACCUGGCUGCAGAGGAGGGCGGGGACAUCUGCUGAUCUCAUUGCGGAUCUGAGCCAAUUAGAGGCCAUAGACGAUCUAAUUGUGGUUGGUUUCUUCAAGGAGCUGAACCAUGAGUUGGUUCAGGUGUUUUACGCUGCAGCCAUCGACCUCCCUGACAUCCGCUUUGCUGUGACGCAGGAUGAUGAAGUCAUCAGCAAAUAUACCGUCACUCAGGAUGUUGUUCUGCUGCUCAAAAAAUCUCAGCUCAUUCAGACGUACAGAAUGAAGCCAGAAACACCUAAAGAGGAGCUGGUUGUUUUCAUCUCUGUCUACCAGAUGGAUCCAGUUACUGAAUACGAUGGCCAGACAGCCUCACAGAUCCUAGGUUCACCUGUGUUAAACCACGCCCUGCUCUUUGUCAACAAAAGCUCUGAGGACUUUAGAGAGAUUUUCUCUGCUUUCCACAACGCUGCAGAGGCAUUUAGGCUGAAG